UAAAUUGUACACUUGAAGAAGCAAGUAAACUGAAAACCAUGGCGGCUUCCUCUAGAAGAAGAGUGCUAGUUGGCUGCACCGGCAGCGUCGCCACGAUCAAGCUGCCGCAGCUAGUGGAUACGCUGCGGCAGAACAAUCUAGAGGUAAGGGUGGUCGUGACGGAGCGGGCCAAGCACUUCCUGAAGGACGCGCAGCUGUCGCCGGAGAUCCAAGUGCUGUCCGACACGGUCGAGUGGGCCGCCUGGCAGGACCGGGGCGAUCCGGUGCUGCACAUAGACCUGGUGAAGUGGGCGGACGUGUUCGUAAUAGCACCGCUGGAUGCCAAUACUCUGGGCAAGAUCGCCAGCGGCAUCUGCGACAACAUCGUCACCUGCGUGGCGCGCGCCUGGGACCCGACCAAACCGCUGCUCUUCUGCCCGGCCAUGAACACCAAGAUGUGGGAACACCCGGUCACCAUGCCGCAAGUAUCGCUGCUCAAGUCUUGGGGCUACAAGGAGGUGCACUGCGUGUCGAAGACGCUGAUGUGCGGUGAUACAGGGAUGGGCGGGAUGGCCGAGGUGGACACAAUCGUACGGUUUACUCUGCGAGCCUUGAAUCCUUGGAGCGACCCACCGGACGACUAUCCCUAGCAGCGACCACGGUCGUUCUCCUCGUGCGACUCUCGUCGACGUACUCGCGAGUACCGCCGAUGAGACUCUCUCACGUCGAGAACGCACCGUCAAGCUAUCCAAAGACGCGCUAUGGUGCGAUUCGAACGUACGCUUAGUAAAAUACACGCAAAUUUCAUGCUUGUCUGACAAAAUCGGAGCGAGCCUAAGGCCUGGAUAUCCGGGGCCGUGUACGAUUUAUGUGAUAAGCAACUGCUUAUGUUCAUCAAUGGAAAAGUCUGUCGUUAAGUUUUCCUGUGUAUUACGAUAUUCCGCGAGAACUCUUAUUCUCCCGCUGUUUUCGCAAGAUGAAUUAUUGUAUAACGUGAUAAUUAGAGUGUUAAUUAGAGCUCUGUAGACGCUACGUACGAUGCGAGACCCGAGUUUGAACGCAUCAUGGUCGCUAUUCUUUGCUCAACCCGAGAAUAAAUCAAUCGUAUCGAGAGGAACAAACGAGAUAUCGAAGCCGUAAGUUUAUCUGUCCAAAAGUUGCCGAAAUACGGUGUAUAAAAAAUGCUACAAAGGGAAAGGCAGAUUCUGUUGACAUAUCCUGUAAAGUUGAUCCGCCGGAAUGUACAUGCUUUUGUUAAAUAUAUGAACGACAAAUAUAUGCAACGUUUAUCCUAAGAA
Molecule: messenger RNA, 1277 nt
Organism: Ooceraea biroi (clonal raider ant)
Lineage: Eukaryota; Metazoa; Arthropoda; Insecta; Hymenoptera; Formicidae
Gene: Ppcdc
Product: phosphopantothenoylcysteine decarboxylase
Biological process (GO): coenzyme A biosynthetic process
Cellular component (GO): phosphopantothenoylcysteine decarboxylase complex
Molecular function (GO): FMN binding; phosphopantothenoylcysteine decarboxylase activity
Source: RefSeq, a predicted model, not a curated record